Marasmius oreades (fairy-ring Marasmius) is the source of this 1332-nucleotide messenger RNA. RefSeq lists its product as uncharacterized. The record is from RefSeq and is a predicted model, not a curated record. Lineage: Eukaryota; Fungi; Basidiomycota; Agaricomycetes; Agaricales; Marasmiaceae. The transcript is spliced from 3 exons. Bases 1 to 1332 code for a protein of 443 amino acids.
AUGACCAUGCCCUUCCCUUCUUCUCCUUCACUUCUCCCAGCAUCUCACACCCAUAUCCUCUAUCUCAUUCUUGCUCUGUGGCUCAGUCCCGUCGUCGCAGGUAUGGAAAGCACGUUCAGACACCACAUAUGGCGCCAUGGCAUCCACUCACGACCUCAGAAAAGGACGCUUCCUCUUCCCGUCGACAUUGUGGAUCUCCUUCUAGACACCUUACAUCACGAUGGAAAGGUGCUUACAUUGUGCAGCCUUGUCAGUAGGGUGUGGCUCUUGCGCACCCGCCCUCGAAUGUUUUCACAAGGGGUUGUAAUCAAUCGCACCAAGAUGGCCAGGCUUUUGAUACUCUUGAAAUCACCUUAUUGCACACUUCGUCCGCAUCUUCAAAAAAUGACAAUUGAUCCUAUGAGGGACAACGAACUUUGGCUUGAUUCCUUUUUCACCCUUAUAGCAGCGAAGGGAAUCUCUCUCCGCCAUCUCACAGUCCCAAAUCUCCCUGCGCUGAGGACAGAUAGUUCCUGCCUUUCAAUGCCUUGUAUCGUCCCCCUAAUCUCCUUGCAUAUAACUGUCAGCCCCGAUCAUGGAGUUUUGGAGACGAUGGAUUUUAUCUAUCUCUUCUCGAACUCUCUCGAGAACCUUGCGAUUCGCGGCCAUUCUGCGACCGUUCCCCGGCCAAUAUUCAUGGGAAUUGCGGGGAGGCACCAGACCUUCCCUCGCCUCCAAAAUUUGGAUAUCGAUGGCGUGCAGUCUUUAUUGCAGUACAUUGACUGGUUCAGUCAAUUCGUGGUAUUGAGCUCGCUGUCCAGCUUAUAUCUAGGUCUUGACUACUGCGGAAGUCCCCUCUACGAUAAAAACGAAAUAAGCCGACGCAUUAACAUUUUUCUUAACCGCGCAUGCCCUAAUGUCGAGAGCUUAUUCCUCGACUAUGGUUGGGCUUCACCUGUAUCUGAAGGUGUUAAUCUAUCCGAACUGUAUAGGUUGCGCGCACUCAAAAUUAACUGGACAGGUGGAAGUCCAGGGGACGUCUUCCGAGCUAUUGACAUUAUUCGCACAGCUCGCGCGUCGUCCUUGGCGACAGUUCAUGUAUCGAAUUUUGACUUUGGGCGCCCUCGGAAAAUGGUUGAAAAAUCUACAUCAGCCUGGUCUAGCCUCGAUGAUCUACUUUCCACUAGAAGGCCUCCCACAUUUCCACUCCUCCGGAAUGUGAAGGUUUCCCCCUCGCGAUUACUUGUUUAUUUUCCUCAAUCUAGGCAACACGGAUUGUUAUGUGAUACUGGCGCAACGGAUUCACCGGUUCGUAAAUUUAUCUGGGACAACUACAUCCGAUUGGAGUACUAA